This is a messenger RNA of Candida dubliniensis CD36, 396 nucleotides long. Its product is annotated as U2 snRNP complex subunit. Gene Ontology annotation, cellular component: catalytic step 2 spliceosome; U2 snRNP; precatalytic spliceosome. The coding region runs from base 1 to 396 and encodes 131 amino acids. Gene Ontology annotation, molecular function: RNA binding. NCBI's taxonomy places the organism in Eukaryota, Fungi, Ascomycota, Pichiomycetes, Serinales, Debaryomycetaceae. The transcript has a single exon. Gene Ontology annotation, biological process: mRNA splicing, via spliceosome. The record is from RefSeq and is a predicted model, not a curated record.
AUGCCUAGCACAAAAAGAUCAUCAUCUAUUGAAAAAGCCCAUCAAGACUCUAAAAAGAAAGUGAAACUAGAUUACCUAAAUCUCAAACCAUCACAAACUUUAUAUGUCAAAAAUCUCAAUAACAAGAUCAAUAAAAAAGUUUUACUACAUAACUUGUACUUACUAUUUUCUGCAUUUGGAGAUAUAAUUUCUAUAAAUCUACACAAUGGUUACGCCUUUAUAAUAUUUACUAACUUGAACCUGGCAACAUUGGCUUUAAGAAAUUUGAAAAACCAAGAUUUUUUUGAUAAACCACUUGUUCUAAAUUAUUCUGUCAAAGAAUCUAAAGUUAUUUCCCAUGAGAAAGAAAAAUCACAAGACGAUGAAGAAGAAGAAGUAAUGCCACUGUACGAAUAA